Messenger RNA from Drosophila navojoa, 1371 nucleotides. It is a transcript of the gene Cadps, whose product is annotated as calcium-dependent secretion activator 1. The record is from RefSeq and is a predicted model, not a curated record. Gene Ontology annotation, biological process: synaptic vesicle exocytosis; dense core granule exocytosis. Lineage: Eukaryota; Metazoa; Arthropoda; Insecta; Diptera; Drosophilidae.
UUUAGGAUUAACGCCGCCUUGAAUCCAGCUGCAUUAAAUAAUGCCGCCCAAGCUUUAAACACGGCUGCUCUUAAUCCUGCGGCCCUGCUGAGCGGCAAGAAAGAUCAAAUCAAUUUUUAUGUGCCGAAACUACCGAAAUGCACAGCUGCUGAGGCUGCGGCGGGUGGUGUUGACGAAUCGAGAAAUGGUUGUGCAACAUCGGAAGAUUUAUUCUGGAAAUUGGAUGCAUUGCAAUCUUUUAUUAGAGAUCUGCAUUGGCCAGACGCCGAAUUCCGACAGCAUUUGGAGCAGCGACUAAAGAUGAUGGCCGUGGAUAUGAUUGAACAGUGUAUACAGCGAACGGAUUCGUCGUUUCAGUCGUGGUUAAAGAAAAAUAUUGCCUUUAUUUCGACCGAUUAUAUAAUACCAGCAGAGAUGUGUGCUAUGGUAAAUGUGAUAUUAGAUGCUAAAAAUCAAAGCUUUAAAUUAACUACCAUCGACGGCAUCGAUCUGUACAAAUUCCAUGCAAGAAUCGAUGAGCAAAUUGAUAAAGCGAAUGUAGCCAUGACACAAGGUUUAAGUGGUAAACUUAUGUCAGUGCUAGAGUCGACUUUGUCGAAGUUAGGGCGUUAUGAUGAGGGCAGUCUCAUUGGAUCAAUUCUUAGUUUUACAAAUGUCUCGAGCUCUGGCAAGGAUCUCGGACAAGGAUAUGUGAAUUUUUUUCGAAACAAUAUGGAUCAAAUACGUGGGAAAAUCGGCGAUGAUCUAUGGACACUAAAUUUCUUUGAGCAAUGGUACUCUCAGCAAGUAAAUAUGCUCUCCACUUGGCUAUCAGAACGUAUGGAUCACUCCUUGCACUAUGCUCAGGUCACGUCUAUCUCUCAUAUUAUUAAGAAAAUUUAUUCGGACUUUGAAUUGCAAGGUGUGCUUGAGGACAAGUUAAAUUCAAAAGCAUAUCAGUCAGUUAUACAACGAAUAACUGCCGAAGAGGCAACCUGUGCGCUGACUAUGCCUGAUGUUGCCGAUGGAGAGUUAAAUUGUGACGACAUGCGUAAUGGUGAUGAAGAGGACGGCAGUGAGGGCGGAGAGUCAGGUACCCAUGCAUCGCGCAGCAUGCCAAAGCCAAAAAUUGGAGCCGCUCAAGCAGCGGCAGUUACCAAUGUGGUAGCUGGACGUGUUGGCAACCUGCUAGGCAAAGGCAUUGGCGGACUUAGCUCAAAGCUAGGAAGUGGCGGCUGGUUUUGAAUCCUCUAGAUAUAUAGUUAUAUAUAUUGUUUACGUCCAGCUUCUGAUGGCAGCUUCUUAGUUUUGCUAAGAGCCAAGUCCACAGUUGCAUUAUUCAAUUUAUUUUGUUUGACAUCGGAAUAAUGGAUUUGAUGAAUAUAAAUCCGU